Saprolegnia parasitica CBS 223.65 is the source of this 4429-nucleotide messenger RNA. RefSeq lists its product as hypothetical. The record is from RefSeq and is a predicted model, not a curated record. The coding region runs from base 19 to 4368 and encodes 1449 amino acids. Lineage: Eukaryota; Oomycota; Saprolegniomycetes; Saprolegniales; Saprolegniaceae. Gene Ontology annotation, molecular function: hexosyltransferase activity; UDP-glycosyltransferase activity. Gene Ontology annotation, biological process: carbohydrate metabolic process. The transcript has 3 exons.
CUUUGGGGCGCUGCGACGAUGGACAAGCUCAAGCAGUUCACGGCCAAGACGAAGGAGAAGAUAGCCGAGAUUGACAUCCCGGUCAAGAAGACGCUCGACUCGAUCGGCGACUUUACGGUGAGGACGAAGGAGAAGAUGGCCGAGAUUGACAUCCCGGUCAAGAAGACCAUGGACGACCUCUCGUCCAAGAUCAAAAACCUUGGCAAGCACCAUGAUGACGAUGCGCACCCAACGAUCCAGCCCGCGGCGACGGCCAUGACGACGCGUGACGGUCGCAUUGAGAUCGAGAUCCACGACGCCGAUGGCAUCCCGCUGCCGCCACCGUCGGAGAUCAGUCGCUCGGCGACACAGCACUGGAACCUCUCGCGUUCGGACGCGGUCAUCGUCAACCACAGCCCGACCUCGUCGUCGGCGCCGUCGCUCUAUUCCGAGCCCGUGCCGCCGAUGCACAUCUGCAUCAUGAUCGUCGGCACGCGCGGUGACGUCCAGCCGUUCAUUGGCAUUGGGAAGCGUCUCGUCGCCGACGGCCACCGCGUCCGACUCGCGACCCACGCCAUUUACCGCUCGAUGGUUCUCGAGGGCGGCCUUGAAUUCUACCCCCUCGGCGGCGACCCGAAGGAGCUCGCUGCGUACAUGGUCAAGACGGGUGGGCACUUGAUCCCUGUUGGGUACGACGUGCUCACAAAGGACAUGCCGCGCAACAUUCAAAUGGUCGAGGAGAUCCUCUUCUCGACGUGGCCGGCCGUGCACGCUGCAGAUCCGGGUGCCACGCGCGUGCUGCCGCCCUUCCGCGCCAACGCGAUCAUCUCCAACCCGGUGACGUACGGCCACAUCCACGUGGCCGAGAAGCUUGGCGUGCCGCUGCACAUUAUGUUUCCGCAGCCCUGGGUCCCCACGGCGGCGUUCCCGCACCCGCUCUCGAACCUUGCGUACACGGGCAAGAUCGAAAAGAAGAAUCACAUUUCGUACAAGCUUGUGGACCUCCUCAUGUGGCAAGGCACUGAGAACAUGGUCAACCGGUUCCGCGAAGACGUUCUCGGGCUCCGAAAGAUUCGCAUGGGCGACGCCGGGCGGAAUGUGCUGCUGGAUUUGCGCAUUCCGCACUCGUUCAUGUGGAGCCCGCACCUCGUGCCGCGCCCCGACGACUGGGACCCAAGCAUUUACGACGUCAUUGGCACCGUCUGCGACUCGGACAUCCCUGCGCACACGCCAACGCCCGAGUUUGCCGCCUUCUUGGCCAACGGUCCGGCGCCGAUCUUUGUCGGGUUUGGCUCGAUGGUCAUCCCAGACGCCGCCACGACGACGCGCACGAUCAUCGAGGCGUCACAGCUGGCCAACGUCCGCGUCGUGCUCCAGUCCAGCUGGAGUGACAUGACCCAGGGCGGCGAGAUUACGAUUCCGGACAACGUCUUUCUCCUCGGCAACUGCCCGCACGACUGGCUCUUCCCGCACAUGGCCGCCGUCGUCCACCACGGCGGCGCCGGCACGACGGCUGCCGGUCUCCUAGCGGGCAAGCCGACCUUUAUUGUGCCUUUCUUUGGCGACCAGCCGUUCUGGGGUUGGGCGGUCGUGAACGCUGGCGUCGGCGCGCCGCCAUGCCCGAUCGCGGACCUCACCACGCCGCUACUCACUGAAGCCUUCGAACAGCUCUCAUCACCAGAGCUCGCAGCCAACGCGCGGGCACUCCAAGCUGCCAUGCGGGCCGAGAACGGCGUCGAAGCCGCGGUCGAGAGCUUCUACAAGCAUUUGCCGCCCAAGAUGACGUGUGCAUUUACACCCACCCACGUCGCGACCAAGUGGCUCGUGAAAGACCAAGUCCAAGUGUGCGACUGCUGUGCGUACGUGAUCCGAUCGGCGUCGGACCAAGCGGUGCUCGACUACCACGUCAUGGGCUACGCCCGCAGCGGGCCCAACUCUGGCUUGGAAGGCGCAGCGAACGGUGCUGGCGCGUUCGUUCACGAAAUUGGGUCGUCGCUGGUCGGCAUCGUCGCCGAGCCUGCAAAAGGCUACAAGAAGGACGGCGCGAAAGGCGCGGCGAUCGGCGCCGUCAAGGGCCUCGCCAACUUUGCCCUCGCGCCCUUCCAUGGCAUCGCGCUCUUUACCGAUCGCGUCGCUGUCGGUCAUUACAACCUCAAGCACCGCGACGAGGGCAAGCGCAAGGAACCGCGCUUUGACGGCAAGCAGCUUUUCAGCCGAAACGACGCGACCUUUUCGACGGCAACCAGCGACGAGGCCGACCGCGACCGCGUGCACCGGCAUAGCCUCGCGCCGCUCGUCGGCGUCCACGUCUCGCCCGCCGAGCAAGCGCAGAUCCUCGCGGCACUCAAGGAACUGAUCACGCUCAAGGAAGAGUGCGAGUCGCUGCCACCAGCGUCCGAAUCGCUACAGUCGUCAUCGUCGGUGACAGUGACAGACGACGAUGUCGACGACGAUGACAACAACGAAGCGUCAUCAUCAUCAUCGUCGUCGUCGGGUGUUCCGAUGGUCGUGCGUGGCAUGCGCUGGUCGGCAACGGGGGAGUUCCACAUGGACUACGACGUCCGUGGCGACCUCUUGCGCCGGGCGCCGUCGACGCGCCGCCUUCUCGACUCGGUGUCGUCGUCGUCCUUGCAGGAUGUACCGGCGUCCGUGCCCUUCCAGAUGAACAUCUGCGUGCUUGCGAUCGGGGCGCGCUCCGAAGUCGAAGCCGUCGUCGCGGUCGCGUCCGUGCUCGCGUCGGACGGCCACCAUGUCCGUCUGGCCGCCAACCCGCUCUACGAAUCUCUCGUGCGAUCGCAUGGCCUCGAGUUCUUUGCGCUGCAGGGCAACCCGACGAGCGUCCACGACUGGAUGGGCCGGAUUGGGAUGAUGACGACGAUCGACGGCCCAUGGCACGACCCCCUCGCGUUCCUUCAGUCCACGUGGGAGGCUGUGAACGGCGUCGGGUUCCGCGCCGACCUGAUUCUGUCGCACCCUGGCGUCAUUGUCCAUCGGUACUUGGCAGAGCGUCUCGGUGUGCCCGUGCAGCUGAUUGCGUCAUCGCCAUGGAGUCCGACGAGCGAGUUCCCGCACCCGCUCAUGGAGGACUCGCCGUCCUGGAGCGAGUGGAGCAACUGGCUCUCGUACGCUGCGGUUGACGAGUACGCGUGGACCAACUGCCGCGACAUACUCAACCAGUUUCGCGUCGAGACAUUGGGUCUUCCGCCGUGGCACCACCGCCUCCCGCCGUCCUUCUCGGUCUGGAAAAUCCCGAUCACGUAUCUCUGGUCCCCGUCGCUCCUCUCCAAAGCGCACGACUGGGGCCGCGAAGUGUCGGUUGUCGGGUUCCCCGAGCUUUCGCCGUCGCAGGCUUUUCAAGUACCACCCAAGCUCACGUCCUUUCUGCAAGGAACGCCAGCCAUGCCGACGGUCUAUGUCAACUUGUCCAGCCUCGACCUCGCCGCCGCCAUGAAUUUGCUGCACGAUGUGUUUGCGAUUGCACCGGACGCCUUCCGCGUCGUCCUUCACCGGACCGACGACGGCGUGCGCGACAUCCUCGUGGCCGACGGCGACCGCCUCCUUGUGGCGCCACCAACGAUCCCGGUCGACUACCUCGUGGAGCGUUGCGACGGUGUCGUGCACCAAGCGACCGAAGAAGUCGUGCGCGCGCUUCUCAAGGCACCCAAGCCGUCGAUGGCCUGCCCCGUCACUGGCAUCGAACGGCUCUGGGCGUCGCGCUUGUACCAGCUGACGCCCGAGGCUACCGUGCCGCAAGUGCCGUUGCAGGAGUUGCGCCGGAACCCGUCGGCCGUCGCCGCCGUCUUCUCGUCGCUUGUGACCCUCGACGUCAAGCGCCGCAACUCGGUCGUGGAGGCCCCGACGUCGGUGAUCGCAACCGAGAUCCAAGAGGCGCCCCGACGGGCGGCGGCAGCCAUUUACCGCAACGUGCCUGUGGCGUCCAUGGUCUGCGACGUGGUGCCGACUAAGAUUGCGCGCGUGUACGUGCCACGCUGGGACCUCAAGCUCUCGCACGAGGCUGUGUAUACGGGAAAGCACCAGCUCUGGGACGACGCCAGUACCGAGAUCAAGGCGUACAAACCCGUGUAUUAUAGCCUCAGCGACGGGCCGACGUACGUCUCGAUGGAGAAGCGCAUCGAGCUCGACAACCAUGCGCACCGAACGGUCCUCGAUGCCUUCUCGACGCUGCUCUCGGCGCCCGAGAAGGUUGUGACGGGCCGCCUCUUUGCGCGUCAGGAGAGCAUGCCGGGUGUGGCUGUCGACGUCUCGCGUUUCUGGGAGACGCCCGAAGAGGAAGCGGCGAGUCGUGAAGCCAUCAUGGCCGAGUAUGAGAAGUUCCUGGAAAAAAAGAUGACCUCGGGCGUCUUCAAGUCGCUCUUGAGCUCCGUCUGAGUGCUACCCGGUAGCUAUUGUGGAUAAGGUUAACGGGGUAAUCUGUACACAAACUCGUAUG